Messenger RNA from Maudiozyma saulgeensis, 681 nucleotides. The record is from the annotation of a GenBank genome assembly. NCBI's taxonomy places the organism in Eukaryota, Fungi, Ascomycota, Saccharomycetes, Saccharomycetales, Saccharomycetaceae.
AUGAAUUACUUCACUGUUGCUCUACCUGUUGUUCUUGCCUCUUUACAAUCUGUUCUAGCUGACACUCCAGAAUUCGCAAUUGUUAACUCUAACAAUGGUGGUGACUUACAAGGUUACCAAGUCUAUUUAGACAACGGUAUGCUAAAGAUGACCACCGCAUCUGAAGAGGGUUACGAAUCUAUUACUGAUGCCGGUAAAUUGAAACUAUCUGAUGGUACUUAUGCCGUUUCUUUAACUGAUGGUUCUUUCGUCACUGGUACAGAAAGUUUAGGUACCGCUGGUUGGUCCGUUCAAGAUGGUAAACUAUACUUCAAGGGUUCAGAAACCUUCUACGGUGUUAGAGGUUCUGGUAAUGGUACUAAUGCCACUUACACUUUUGCUACCAGUCAAGGUUCAGAUGGUAAAGCUGUCAUCUUCGAUGUCAUGUCUCAUACUAGUGAUCCAAUUGUCAACUUCCCAGAUAACAGUACUUCUUCUUCAAACUCCUCUUCUGUUUCUUCCGGUACAUACACUAACUCCACUACUGGUACCACUUCUAGCAACUCUACCACUUCUAGCAACGCUACCACAUCUGCUUCUCACAACUCUACUUCUUCUUCUGCAAGUUCUCGUAGUAGUGGUGCCGCUGCUGUUAACGUCCCAGCUUACGGUAUCUUAGCUGCUUUGGCUCUCCUAAUGUAA